Messenger RNA from Daucus carota subsp. sativus, 2644 nucleotides. RefSeq names its product cycloartenol Synthase. Gene Ontology annotation, biological process: triterpenoid biosynthetic process. The record is from RefSeq and is a predicted model, not a curated record. Gene Ontology annotation, cellular component: lipid droplet. Lineage: Eukaryota; Viridiplantae; Streptophyta; Magnoliopsida; Apiales; Apiaceae. The transcript has 19 exons. Bases 190 to 2460 code for a protein of 756 amino acids. Gene Ontology annotation, molecular function: intramolecular transferase activity.
UCCUUAACUCCACAAUAAUAUUUAGGCAGCUGAUGAUGCAGUGGCAUACAUCCGGUGGAAGAAGAUGCUAGACGAAAGAAAUUUGGCUUUUCCGCUAGACGAUACUCUAGCACAUAUACAUCAUGGAGUUAAGCCGUCCAGUGGAAAAAAGGCCUAUAGUAUGCCUCGACUCUACAUGGCAGAGAGAAGAUGUGGAAGCUUAAAGUUGCGGAAGGGGGGAGUCCAUGGCUUCGGACUUUAAACAAUCACAUAGGCCGCCAGAUUUGGGAGUUUGAUCCUGAACUUGGAUCUCCUGAAGAGCUUGCAGAGAUUGAGAAAGUUCGAGAAUCAUUCCGUGAUAAUCGGUUCAGUAAAAAACACAGCUCUGAUCUCCUCAUGCGCAUGCAGUUUGCAAAUGAGAAUCAAGAUAGAAUAGUCUUACCACGAGUGAACACAGAUGAUGCAGAUGAUAUAUCAGAGGAUAAGGUAACAGCAACACUUAGAAGAGCUCUGAGUUUCCAUUCAACUCUCCAGGCCCAUGACGGACACUGGCCUGGGGAUAAUGGUGGUCCCAUGUUUUUUCUGGCUGGUCUUAUUAUAACUUUAUCGAUAACCGGAGCACUGAAUACAAUCCUAUCAGAAGAACAUAAACGUGAGAUUUGUCGGUAUCUAUACAAUCAUCAGAACAGUGAUGGUGGGUGGGGUUUACACAUUGAGGGUCCAAAUACUAUGUUUGGUACUGUAUUGAACUAUGUCAGUCUGAGGUUGCUUGGGGAAGGAGCUAAUGAUGGACAAGGGGCAAUGGAAAAAGGGCGUCAAUGGAUUUUGGACCAUGGUGGUGCCACGUCAGUAUCAUCAUGGGGGAAAAUGUGGCUUUCAAUUCUGGGUGUCUUUGAAUGGUCCGGAAAUAAUCCUCUGCAACCGGAAAUAUGGAUGUUACCUUAUAUUGUUCCAGCUCACCCAGGAAGAAUGUGGUGUCACUGUAGGAUGGUUCAUCUUCCAAUGUCAUAUUUAUAUGGGCGGAGGUUUGUUGGCCCAAUCACAUCCACAGUGCUAGCUCUGAGAAAAGAGAUUUUUAAUGUCCCUUAUCAUGAAAUAGAUUGGAAUCAAGCACGCAACUUAUGUGCGAAGGAAGAUCUGUUCUAUCCGCACCCUUUCAUACAGGAUAUACUCUGGGAAGCUCUGAAUAAGUUCGUCGAACCUUUAUUAAUGUAUUGGCCUGGAAAGAAGUUAAGAGAGAAAUCUCUUCGGAAUGUUAUGGAGCACAUACAUUAUGAGGAUGAAAAUACUCGGUAUAUAUGUUUAGGGCCUGUUAAUAAGGUGUUAAAUAUGCUAUGCUGUUGGGUGGAAGAUCCAAAUUCCGAGGCUUUUAAGUUACAUCUUCCAAGGCUUUAUGAUUAUUUAUGGCUUGCUGAGGAUGGCAUGAAAAUGCAGGGUUAUAAUGGAAGUCAAUUAUGGGACACAUCUUUCGCUGUUCAAGCAUUUCUAUCAACUGAACUUACAGAAGAAUAUGGUCCAACUCUAAGAAAAGCUCAUAUGUACAUAAAGAACUCACAGGUGGUUGAUGACUGCCCUGGUGACCUUGACUUCUGGUAUCGCCAUAUUUCUAAAGGUGCUUGGCCCUUCUCCACUGCAGAUCAGGGAUGGCCACUUACAGAUUGCACCGCUGAAGGAAUUAAGGUUACACUUUUACUGUCAAAAUUGUCACCGGAGCUCGUUGGCGAACCACUAGAUGCCAGGCGGCUGUUUGAUGCUGUCAAUAAUCUUCUUUCUCUACAGAACAGUGGUGGUGGCUAUGGAACAUAUGAACUCACAAGAUCCUAUAGUUGGAUGGAGUUAAUUAACCCUUCUGAGUUAUUUGGCGGCCAAUCCGUUGACUAUCCUUCUCUUGAAGUUACAUCAUCAGCAAUUGAAGCUUUGUCGACUUUCAAGAAAUUUUAUCCAGAGCAUCGACGAGAAGAAAUUACACUUUCUAUUGAAAAAUCUGUUUCAUUCAUUGAAAAAAAACAAGAACCAGACGGCUCAUGGUAUGGUUCUUGGGCAGUCUGCUUUACCUAUGGCACAUGGUUUGGUAUAAAAGGUUUAGUAGCUGCUGGAAGGAGCUUCGCUAAUUGCUCUAGCAUUCGCAAGGCUUGUGACUUUCUGUUGUCUAAACAAGUCGCUUCUGGUGGUUGGGGAGAGAGUUACCUCUCCACUCAGAAUGAGGUAUAUACAAAUCUUGAGGGUAACCGCUCACUUGUUUUGAAUACUGCAUGGGCUAUGCUGGCUCUCAUAGAUGGUGGACAGGCCGAGAGAGACGCUAAACCAUUGCACCGUGCAGCAAAGUUUUUGAUCAAUUCUCAAAUGGAUGAUGGAGAUUUCCCACAGGAGCUCAUGGGGGUCCUUAGCAAGAAUUGCAUGAUCACUUAUGCUGCACACAGAAACAUUUUCCCUAUAUGGGCUCUAGGAGAAUACAGAUGUCGAGUUCUUCAGGGGUGUUGAUGACUUGUAUCAAUCCCCUUUGUAACUAUGACUUUUUUUUAUACAUACAGUUAUAUGCUUUGUUUAUGUGUCUCACUGGUUCUCCACCUUGGAGUAACUCUGAAUUUGUAACUAUAAAUUAGUCAGAACUUAUAUGAAGAAAUAAUAAGAUUUGGCUUCACACAUAAAUUGCAGAGAAAUUCAU